Molecule: messenger RNA, 6282 nt
Organism: Aureococcus anophagefferens
Lineage: Eukaryota; Pelagophyceae; Pelagomonadales; Pelagomonadaceae
Exons: 6
Coding region: 1-6282 (2093 amino acids)
Cellular component (GO): membrane
Molecular function (GO): serine-type endopeptidase activity
Source: RefSeq, a predicted model, not a curated record
AUGCUCCUCCACAACAUGUCGUCGCUCGUCGCGGCGGUCCGCGAGACCAUCGUCAUCGGCGGCGAGAACGCGAACCGCGGCUCCUUCGUCGCGUCGAUCCUCGCCGCGGCCGGCGGCGAGGUGCCCGACGCGUGGCUCGAGCAGACGGCGCGCGGCGCCGAGGUGCGCGCGCUCGCGGCGCGCGCCGUCGACGGCGGCGCCGCGGCGCCGGCGGCGCCGCCGCCGCGCGAGGCGCUCGUCCCGGACCUCGCGAACGCGCCGGGCUGCGUCGGCCACGCGAACCGCUCGUCCUGGAACGGCACGGCGCCCGCGUCGCACCCCGACGACGUGGCGGCCCUCCGGGCGCUCUACCUGGCGACGGGCGGCGGCGGCUGGACGCGCAACGCGUGCUGGCUCAACGAGUCGAUCCCGGUGUGCUGGUGGGACCAGGUCGCCUGCGAGGGCGGCCGCGUGCAGCAGCUGCGGCUCGCGUCGAACAACCUCGUCGGCGCGCUGGACGAGGCGUCCCUCGCGGGCCUCGCGGGCCUCGAGGUGCUCCAGCUGGGCUUCAACCCGCGCCUCGGCGGGCCGCUCCCGAAGUCCGCCGCGGCGCUCCCGAGGCUGAAGCACGUCUACGCCUGGAACGCCUCGCUCACGGGCGUCGGGGGGCUCCCGCCGUCCCUCACGCAGCUCGACCUCGCGGACAACGCGCUGGCGGCGCCGCUGCCCGACGCGGCCGCGGCGAUCGCGAACGCGACGUUCGUCGACGUCGCGGGGAACGACGUCGCCUGCUCGCCGGCCGUCGCCGCCUGGGGCCUCGUCCUCGACGGCAACGCCGCGGACUGGUACGGCGGCGGCCUCGCGUCGUCCGUCGGCGGCGACGUCGUCCUGCGCCGCGCCGUCGUGUCCGGCAACGUCCUCUACGACGCGGAGCCCCUCGGCGACCUCAUGAUGGGCGGCGCGGGCGUCGCCGCGGCCGUCGGGCCCCUCGUCAUCGAGGACAGCCUCUUCGUCGGCAACUCGGCCGGCGACGGCGGCGGCGGCGGCGUCGCCGCGCGCCAGGGCGGCCUCAUCUGCGCGAACUGCACCUUCGCGGGCAACGACGCCGCGGACGGCGGCGCGGCGCUCCUCGAGGGCGCGACGACGCACGUCUUCGAGGGCGCGGCCUUUCUCGGCAACGUCGCGCGGGCCGACGGCGGCGCGCUCGCGCUCGGCGCGGGCGGGCCCGAGGUCCACGUCCGCGGGCGCGCGGCCUUCGAGCGCAACGUCGCGGGCGGCGACGGCGGCGCGGUCCACGUCGGCGAGGACGCGCGGCUCGUCGCCGCGCCGGGCUGCGUGCCCGCGACGGCGGCCAUCACCGUCGCCUCCGGCGACGCGGAGUACCUCUCCGCGGCGCUCGUGCGCCUCGGCGGCGCCGGCGCGCGGCGCCUCGACGACGCCGACUACGCCUACGCGUACGACGCCUACGCCUACGAGGCCCCCUACGACAUCCCGGGCAACAAGACGCUCGAGGACUUCGUCGACUUCUUCGGCGCGUCGACGUACCUCUUCUCCGCGGGCACGGCGUCGCAGAGCCGGCGCGUCUGCCUCGAGCCCGGAUCCUACGCGGCCGUGCUCCAGAGCGACGGCGGCUACGGCUGGGCCGGCGAAGUCUUCUCCGUCGUCGCGGGCCGCGACGCCGUCGUCGAGGCGACGGUGCCCUACCUCGGCGUCGGCGCCACGGCGACCUUCGACGUCGCCUUUUUCGGCGACCAGGCCGGCGCGGCGCUGGCCUUCGUGGGCAACGGCGCGGGCGGCGCGGGCGGCGCCGUCGCCGUCGAGGGCGGCGCGGCGGAGCUCGGCGACGCGCGCCUCGAGCGCAACGGCGCCGCGCGCGGCGGCGCCGUCGCCGCGCGCGACGCCGACGGCCUCGUCGCGCUGCGGCGGGCCGACGUCGCGUCGAACGCCGCGGCGGCCGACGGCGGCGGCGUCCAGGUCGAGGCCUAUGGCAGCGUCUUCGCCGAGGACUGCGUCUUCGCCAACAACACGGCGCGCGGCGCCGGCGGCGGCCUCGCGGUGCGGGCCGCCGCGGGCGGCGCCGUCGUCGGCGGCGCCUUAGUCGGCAACGCCGCGGCGGCGGGCGGCGGCGUCGGCGCCGUCUACAGCGACGCGCUGCCGCUGAAGCUGACCGGCGUGCGCUUCGAGGCGAACGCGGCGGCGGCGGGCGGCGGCCUCGACGCCGUCGCGUCCGACGUCCGCGUCGACGCGUGCGCCUUCGUGGGCAACGCCGCCGCGGGCGACGGCGGCGCGCUCCGCGUCGACGCGUCGUCCACGGUCGUCAUCGACGGCGGCAACGCCACCGCGCCGGACGUCUUCGACACGUCGGGCGACACGCACGUCGCGGACCCGACGAUCUUCGACGACGGCAUCUGGGGGCCCGCGCUCCGCGGCUGCGCGGCGCCGUUCGCGCUCCUCACCGUGGUCGUCGACACGGCGACGGCGACGAGCGGCACCUGCCCGAGCCACUGGGACUACGGGGGCCCGUCCUGCGACAUCGUCAACGUCGACUGCGACGUCUUGGAAACCGACUACGGCUUCGACUGCGGCGGCUGCGGCUGCAACCAGUUCCGCUUCGAGGCGAACCGGUUCUUCGAAAUCGCGUCGUCCGGCGGGUUCCACGUCGUCGGCCCGGAGACGUGGAUCUCCGGGCAAUUAGUGUACAUCCAGCAGCUCUGCGUGCCGCCCGGCGACUACGUCCUCUCCGCGUACGACCUCCACCUCAAACGGGGCCUCGACGGCGCGAUCAUCUCCGUCCGCGCGGGCGGCGUCGAGACCGCGCUCGACGGCGCGGACUUUGUCAACGGCACCGUCGCGUCGAAGCCUUUCGUCGUGCCCGCGCGCGCCGCGACGUCGCUGGCCGACAACACCGCGGGCGCCGCGGGCGGCGGCCUCUACCACGAGACCGCCGCGGCGCCGCCGGGCUUCGGCGCGACGCGCCGGUCGGGCAACGGCGCGGGCGGCUACGGCGACGACGCGGCGACGCCGCCGCGGAGCAUGGUCCGCGCGGCCAACGGCUCCUGCGACGUCGCCGCCGUCGCCGUCGCCGUGGACGUCGACGCCUGGUCCGGCGCGCAGCUCAAGAACAGCGACGCGCCCUUCGUCGGCGGCGUCGCCGCGCUCGCGACGCUGACGAUCACCGACGCGCCGGGGUCGCCCGUGAACGUCACCGCGACGGCGUCGUCGCCGCUCGCUCGCUCGGCGUCGGCGGCGGCGUCGGCGUCGCUCGCGCCCGUCGGCGUCGCGCUGCGCGUGCGGAGCUGCCUCCCGGGCGAGGCCAUCGUCGAGGGCCGCGUCUGCGUCCCCUGCCCGCCGGGCACCUACAACACGGCGCCCGGGGGCGCGUGCGUGACGACGGCCUGCGACGAGGACGGCUUCGAGUGCGACGCGCCGGGCCGGAGCAUCGAGACGCUGCCCCUCGAGAAGGGCUACAUGCGCCAGCGCGACGACAGCGAGAAGCCCAUCGCGUGCGUCGGCCUCGCGCGCAACGAGCUCAACUGCCCCGGCGGCGUCGCGGCCGGCUGCGCGGCCGAGGGCCACGGCGAGGGCGCGACGUGCUCCGUCUGCGCGGGUCGCUACUUCUUCGACGUCGAGCGGGCGACCUGCGAGAAGUGCGACAACACGCUCUCGGACGCGGCGCCGGCGACGGUCGCGUCGAUCGUCCUCAUCCUCGUCGGGUUCGCCCUGCUGCUCUACCUCCUCGUGUUCAUGGCCUCGUCCACGAAGGACGUGAAGAAGACGGGCAAGCUCGGGCGCCUCCGCAACAAGCUCAAGGCCAAGUGGAAGAUCGUCUUCGUCGGCUUCAACAUCAUGGCGUCGAUGCCCGCGAUGCUCCCCGAGGUGACGUACCCGCGCAUGUACGGCGACGUGUUGAAGUCCAUCGACUUCCUCAAGCUCGACAUCGGCGCGUCCCUGCCGCUGACGUGCCUCCCGACGAGCGGCGGCGGCCACUACGAGACCCUGCUGUUCAUGACCCUCGCGCCGUUGGUCGUCAUCGCCCUCGUGCUGGCGCUGAGCCUCGUCCGCGCGAGGUGCGCGGGCGCCGCGCCGCCGAAUUUGGCGACGUCGCUCGUCUCCGUGACGGUGCUCGUGACCUACCUCGUGCUGCCGGCGGUGACGACGACGAUCUUCCGCACGCUCGACUGCGUCGAGCUCGACGACCCGAAGACGGCGGGCACCGCGAAGUUUUUGCGCGCGCACUACCCGACGCGGUGCGACGCGUCCGGCCCCUACGGCUUCUACUUCUUCUACGCCGUCGCCUGCGUCUUCGUCUGGCCCAUCGGCGUGCCCCUCCUCUACUUCCUCGAGCUCUACCGGCGCCGCGACGCGCUGAACCCGGACGUCGGCGGCGACGACAAGGAGGCCAAGGCCCGGGCCAUCGCCGCGCGCGAGGCGGACCUGAGCGUCGUCCACCUCCAGCUGCUCUACGGGCCCUACGAGCCGGCCUACUACCUCUGGGAGGUCUUCGAGAUGGGCCGGCGGCUCUGCGCGACGAGCCUGCUGCUCGCCUUCGACGGGCCCAUCUCGAAGCUCUACUUCUCCAUCUUCCUCGGCCUGCUCACGGUGAAGAUGUACGCCUACUUCUCGCCCUUCAUCUCCGACAGCGACGACACGCUCGCGGAGACCAUCAACUACGUCGUCGUCUUCAUGUUCCUCGGGGCGCUGUCCGCGUUCCUGCAGGCGUUCGACUCGCAGCUCGACUACUUCUUCAUCGCCAUCAACCUCAUGUGCGUGGUCAUCAUCCUCGCGCUCUGCUACAGCGACAUCAACCGCGAGAAGGCGGCGCUCAAGUUCGCGCUCGGGGAGGCGCGCGAGCUCCACAGGAGCCUCUCGAGGCGCUCUUGCAAGCGCCGUCGGGCCAUGCGCGCCGCCGCGCUGCUGUGGUGGUGCUGCGUCCCGGCGACGGGCCUCGUCGCCGGGCGGCGGCCGCCGCCGCGGCGCGCCGUGCGCCGCGCGGCGGCGGCGGAGCGCCUGACCUUCACGUUCGCGGACGUGAACCCGCGCGCGCCGACGGGCCUCGGCGUCGCCGGCGCCCCCAACGCCACGACCCCCUGGCGCGCGGAGCUCUACCCGACGGGCUUCUCGCGCGCCGCCGGCGAGCGCGACCGGUGCUCGCUCUUCCUGCGGCGCGGCGACGGCCGGGCCGUGGACGCGACCUUCACGGCGCGCCUCGUGGGCGACGGCGUCGCCGUCGAGUCCGAGGGCGGCGGCGGCCGCUUCGCGAGCGCGCGCGCGGCCCCCGGCGGCGGCGAGCGGCGCGAGUUCGGGCUGCCGCUCGUCGUUCCGGCGCUCCUCGCGAAAUUCCUCGACGCCGAGGGCGCCGCGACCUGCGAGGUCGACAUCACCGUCUUCGAGCGGGACCGCGGGGCGGCGCCGCCGCGGGGCGCGUGGCGCCGCGGCGACGCGCGCGCCGCGGGCCUCGCCGUCGGCGACCGCUUCGUGCCGGUCUGGACGAACCUGGACGAGCGGCGGCGGCUCGGCGAGCUCGGCUGCUACGGCGGCGUCGACUUCGUCGUCGCGGGCGUCACGCUCGACGGCGCGGCCCGCUUCGACGUCGCGCCGGGCGCCGAGCUGCGCUCCGAGCUCGCGGUCCGGCCGCUCUACCCGCUCGUACCGCGCCUCGAGCGGCCCUGGCCCGCGACGCUGCCCGAGGCCGCCGUGCCCCUCGCCCUGGCGCCGGCGUCCUACACGGCGCUCACCGCGGCGUCGGCCGUCGGCGGCGCGCUCGCGAUCCUCGGCUCCGCGGCGCUCGCGGCGGCGGUCUUCGUGUCGCUCAGCGUCGUGCCGACGCGGUCCAUGGAGCCCGGCAUCGCGCCGGGGGACGUCCUCCUCGUGGAGAAGACGUCGGCGCUCCUGCGCCGGCCGCCGAAGGCCGGCGAGGUCGUGCUCUUCGCGCCGCCGCCGCCGCUGCGCGCGAUCGCGAAGAUCGCCGACGACCGCGCGCUCUACGUGAAGCGCGUCGCGGCCGUCGCCGGCGACGUCGUCGCCGUCGACGCCGACGGCGGCGUCGCCGUCAAUGGCGCGAGGCUGCCGCCGCGGCCCGACGCGUGCGACGAGCCCGACGCGCGCGCGGCGCUCCGGGACGUCCUCGCCCGGGCGCGGCGUGAGGGCCUCGCGCCCGAGGCGGAGUUCGCGCUCCGAAAGGGCGAGAUCUUCGUCCUCGGCGACUGCGCGGACGUCUCCGUCGACUCGCGCGUCUGGGGCCCGCUCGACGCCGCCGCCGUCCGCGCGCGGCCCGUCGCCACCGUGUACCGGCGCGGGCGCUAG